Messenger RNA from Rodentolepis nana, 1041 nucleotides. The record is from the annotation of a GenBank genome assembly. NCBI's taxonomy places the organism in Eukaryota, Metazoa, Platyhelminthes, Cestoda, Cyclophyllidea, Hymenolepididae.
AUGUUACGCUGCAUAGCGGAUGUAUUAAUUAGAAAUAAAUCCUGUUUGUUUUCACGCUUUUCUACUGCACCUGCUCCUGUUUUCGAUCGUAAAGCUAAGAGACUUCAGUGUGCGCGAGCUUCUUUAAGAGAAAAUCCUACCUUAUAUGAUUAUUUGCGUAACGAGGCUGCUUAUCGACUUAGCGAUCGCGUUUGUGACAUCACUAGGGUUUUUGAUAAAGCUGUUGAACUGGGUUGUGGCAGGGGACACCUAAUUCAACAUCUUACUAGUGAAUCUAUCAAAUUUAUAUACCAAUGUGACCGUUCGCCUGAGAUUCUUAGGCAAAUUGCUCCCUCACCUGAUGUUGAAACACAACUAGUAAACGUAGACGAAGAAUUUCUACCUUUCUCGGAAAAUUCACUCAAUUUAGUUCUCUCUUCUCUCUCGUUGCACUGGGUUAAUGAUCUUCCUUCAACUCUAAAGCAGGUUUUGCGCUCCCUUAAACCCGACGGCUGCUUUCUUGGAGUCAUUUUCACAACAGACACGCUUUUUGAAUUGCGAGUUGCUCUUCAGUUAGCAGAGUUAGAGAGACUUGGUGGUUUCUAUAAUCAUGUCAGCCCCUUCAUUGAAAGCUCUAGAUUUGGAGAAUUGCUCAAAGAAUGUGGGUAUACACUUAUCUCCCUGGAUGUUGAUGAGCUUAUUAUUCACUACCCAUCAAUGUUUGAGCUUAUGGACGAUCUACGGGGAAUGGGAGAAUCGAAUGCUGCACUAAAUCGACCAAUUCGCUUGAAUAAAGAGGUUCUUUUCGCUUCAUCCUCAAUAUACAACGCACCGUUCCUUAUUGCAGAAAAAUUCAGUACACUUCGAGAGGGGGGCCUGGAGGGUGAACGCUGCAUUCCAGCUACUUUCAGAUUGCUCUUCUUUAUCGCCUGGAAACCUGACCCAUCUCAAGCUAAACCUCUCCCAAGGGGCUCGGGUGAAUUUUCUCUCAAGGACAUAAGCCGAUUAGAUGAAUUAGGUGUUGAGAUGGCGAAAAAUCUUGGUGAAAAACGCAAGGAGUAG